CAACCUGCAGAACCAUCGGGCUACUCUGUCAUUGCAAGCAGCGAUUUACCAUCAGACACGGCCGUCGUCUCCAUCCCCUUCUCCCUGGCCAUCACUCCCACCGUCUCCCGAGCUGCACUAGAAACCCUCUUCGAAGCCUCCGCCGCGAAGCUCGCACUCGACGGCUGGUCGGAGAGACAGCUCAUUUGCUCGUACAUCUGCAUGCAUUGGGUCGUCGAGCGGAAUACGUGCGGACAACCAGCUGUACUCGCGCAUCACCCAUACCUUGCGACCCUCCCUUCGCCUGAUAAGCUCCUCACGCCCCUCCACUUCAUCCCCGUGGAGCUCGCCGCAUUCCAGGGCACCAACCUCUACGGCGCCACCCUCGCCCGACGAGACGCCUGGCGCGCCGAAUGGCAGGCCUGUCAGAGCGCCAUCGCGCAGACGAACCCUGAUUGGGCCGACACAUUCACCUGGGACCGCUACCUGACUGCGUCGACGUACCUCUCCUCCCGCGCGUUCCCCUCAACGCUGCUGUCGCCCACGCCUUCCCUCGCGCCGUCGCCGGACUCGCACCCCGUGCUCCUCCCGGGCGUCGACGCGCUCAACCAUGCACGCGGGCAGCCCGUCUCUUGGGCUGUCUCCACCGCCCCAAACGCCCCGUCGAGCAUCUCGCUCGUGCUGCACAACGCGCACCCUGCCGGCGCGGAGCUCUUCAACAACUACGGCCCCAAGCCGAACGCCGAGCUCAUCCUCGGGUACGGCUUCGCGCUCCCGCACAACCCGGACGACACCAUCGUCCUCAAGCUCGGCGGGGCGCCUGCCGCGCAGCACGCACCACAAAACAGCGCCGUGGUCGGGUGGGAGGUCGGCCGGGAUGCGCGCGGCGCAGAGCCCGUGUGGGAGGCGGUGCUGGCCGCCGUGUGCGAGUCUGACACAGAGGAUGAAGACCGUACGGUCGAGGACGAGCUCUGCGCAGCGGACGCGCUCGAGGAGAUGGCGCAGAAUCUGUACGAGCGCCUGCCGAAGGGGCCACCGGAGGGCGCGCUCACUGACAGUGCCACCCUGGUUCAGCGUGAAGCUCUUCAUUGGGUCCGUUGGAACAGCGAUGCCAACAUGUCUGUGAAUGUGGUCCGCAUGAAACUGUCUCAUGUCAAGCAUAUUUGGCUUCUUCCUAAUCACCGCAUAUGA
Postia placenta MAD-698-R-SB12 is the source of this 1170-nucleotide messenger RNA. RefSeq lists its product as hypothetical. Gene Ontology annotation, cellular component: nucleus. Gene Ontology annotation, molecular function: protein-lysine N-methyltransferase activity. The annotation marks the transcript as partial. Lineage: Eukaryota; Fungi; Basidiomycota; Agaricomycetes; Polyporales; Adustoporiaceae. The record is from RefSeq and is a predicted model, not a curated record. The transcript has 4 exons. Gene Ontology annotation, biological process: peptidyl-lysine monomethylation.